UCUAAGAAGUUCCUGCAUACAGAUCUUCUACCAGAUAAAGAUACCUCCUGGGCCGGCCCUUUAACAAGCCACCAAACUUCUUCCGCGGCUAUUGCCUAUUCCACAUUGUGAGAGAGAAAGAGAGAGAGAGGUGCCAAGAUGAGGAAACUCGCAAGUAUUCAAGUUCUGCAAACUUCAUUUGCUUCCCUCUUGGUUCUGUCACUAUUUCUACAUGCCCUCUCUUCCUCUACCCUGGUGCACUACAUGCUUGACCAGCACAGGCACGUCUCCUGGGCCGUGCUGUGGUGCACCUUCCUGGCCCUCUUCCUGUACAUUAGGUCCAGACCUCUUCGGGUCUUCAUGGUCGACUACUCCUGCUUCAAGCCGGACUUCGACCAGAAGGCCAGCUUCGAAGUGUGCGAGUACAUUCUCAGCCGGAGCGACCGCGUCACGCCGGCGAGCGAUCAGUUCAUGAAGGGAAUCUACCGGAAGUCGGGGCUUGGCGACGAGACCUACCUGCCGCCAUACAUCUUGAACAACGAUGACACCACGAAUCGGCACGCCGCCGCCCUCGAAGAGCUCGAGCAGGGCAUGUAUGGUGCCGUUUCGGACCUGCUCGCCAAGACAGGCGUCUCGGCUUCCGACAUUGACCACGUCAUAGUCACGUGCGGUGUUAUGUCCCCAUCCCCGUCUCCUACGUCCAUGAUAGUGAACCGGUUCGGCCUAAAAGAAUCGGUUCGCACCUUCAACCUCAGCGGCAUGGGCUGCGGCUCCGGCGUCAUGGCCGUAGACCUCGCCGGCCGGCUACUCCGCAGGGAGCGGAAACCAUCCUACGCGCUUGUUGUUGUCACCGAGAGCAUCAGCCUCAACUGGUACUUCGGCGACAAUCGGUCCAUGCUCGUGACCAACUGCAUCUUCCGACAAGGAGCGGCCGCCGCCCUCAUGACCAACCAGCGCACCGGCUCUGUCAAGCUGGAACUCGUCCGGUGGCUGAGAACCCACCACGGCGCAGACGACCGGUCCUACAGGGCGGCGUUCCAGGAGGAGGACGAGCAGGGCACCGCCGGGUUCGCGCUCACCAAGGACCUGAUCCGGGUUGCCGGGGAGGGCCUGCGGGCGCACAUCCGAACGCUGGCGCCACGGGUGCUGCCAUACUCCCAGCUGCUCGCCUACUCCUACGCCAGCCUCAAGUCCAGGCUGCUCGGCGCCGACGCCGCGAAGCCUCAGGUGCCGGACUUCACGACCGCGUUCGAGCACAUAUGCGUCCACACAGGCGGGAAGGCCGUGAUCGAGAACAUCUCACGGGUGCUGAAGCUCGGCGAUCAUGUCACCGAGCCGUCCCGGAUGACGCUGCACCGGUUCGGAAACACGUCCUCUAGCCUGGUGUUCUACGAGUACGCCUACUUCGAGGCCAAGCAAAGGGUGAAGAAAGGGGACAAGGUGUGGAUGCUGGCGUUCGGCACUGGGUUCAAGGUGGGCUCGCUGGUUUGGAAAGCCAUGAGGGACUCAUCUCCUGACUCGACCAACCCUUGGGCUGACUGCAUCCACAGGUAUCCAUUAAAGGCAUGGUGAAUGGUGGGAGCUAGAGAGCUAAACGAGAUCCUUCAAUGGAAGAAGAUUGUGGUAUCUUAGACGUGACUUGUUUAAGUGUUUUCUUUACUUCUCCUUUUUCAAUCUUUCUUACUGGCAAACAGGUUGAGGUUUGAUGGGAUGUGUAGAGAUAAGCUUGAGUAGGAAUUGCAAUUUAUUUUGGGCCCUGAAGAGGGUAAAUGGGUUGUUGGAAUAAACAAAUAAAUGGUGAACCAGAAUCGUUUCCGAUUCGAUACAGCACAAAAUUACAAAAGGUCGAACCGGGAGGCCGAUCCGUUCCCGAGGAAGUGAGCGAGCUAGAAGGCAGAAGCUUAAUUGCUUGGACAGUCGAUGGGGACCCAACAGCACACUUUCAUGAAUGGAUGCAUGAAGAUGCGACAUUAUUACAAGAUCUACCGGUGAAAUAAUUGAACUUAGUUAUUAUUAUUGAUCUUGCGCGCCGCGUUGUUGGUGUUCCUGCGAAUGUUGCUGUCAGCGUAUAUGUAUUAUAUCUGUAUGUGUAGUUUUGUUGAUGUUGGCUUUCUAAGUGCAAUUAAUAAAGCAAAAGGAUUGGAAGGA
This is a messenger RNA of Nymphaea colorata (pocket water lily), 2127 nucleotides long. Its product is annotated as 3-ketoacyl-CoA synthase 1-like. The transcript has a single exon. Gene Ontology annotation, biological process: fatty acid biosynthetic process. Bases 139 to 1551 code for a protein of 470 amino acids. Gene Ontology annotation, molecular function: acyltransferase activity, transferring groups other than amino-acyl groups. NCBI's taxonomy places the organism in Eukaryota, Viridiplantae, Streptophyta, Magnoliopsida, Nymphaeales, Nymphaeaceae. Gene Ontology annotation, cellular component: membrane. The record is from RefSeq and is a predicted model, not a curated record.